AGAGAAUCAAAACAAUCUUCUGGAAAGUCUCAUUAAUAGCGAGCUAACCAGCUAAAACACGUUAGCUACAGACAAGUGUGUCAAAACUUGUUUCCAAAUUGUAUUCGAUCACUAUUUAAUAUCCGAGACGUAUUUUGUGAUGUUACAUUUGAUCAUGGAGCGCUCUCAAAAGUUCCGGUUUUCCUACAACUUUUUUUGGUCCGUUUUCGUGGCAUAGCUGUAAAGCUAUCAUUGCUAGAAAUAUCAUUUAGUUAGCUUAGCAUUCGUCGCCCCAACAAAAAGCCCAGCCUCCUCCGUGCACUGUCGGACGGCAGAAGUUUGUAACUUUACUCACUGUUUGGUUGACAGCUACAACCUCAAAAUGUCUAUACUGGGUUUAAAGAAGAAACAGCCCAAGACUUUUAAAGUCAAAGUUAUCACUAUGGAUGCUGAAAUGGAAUUCAGCUGUGAGGUGAAAUGGAAAGGUAAGGAUCUGUUUGACCUGGUGUGUCGCACUGUAGGCUUGAGGGAGACUUGGUUUUUUGGGCUGAGAUACACAGUAAAGGACACUUAUGCUUGGCUGAAAACAGAGAAACGGGUCUUGGACCAGGAAGUUCCCAAGGACUCCCCAAUAACAUUUCAUUUCUUGGCUAAGUUCUUCCCAGAAAAAGUAGAAGAAGAAUUGGUCCAAGAGAUUACUCAGCAUCUCUUCUUCUUACAGGUGAAAAAGCAAAUAUUAGAUGAAGAGAUAUUCUGUUCCCCUGAAGCUUCUGUUCUGCUGGCAUCAUACGCUGUUCAAGCCAAGUAUGGAGACUAUGACCCAAAUUUUCACAAGCCAGGCUUCCUUGCACAAGAUGAGCUUUUACCAAAGAGAGUUCUGAUGCAGUAUCAAAUGACAGCUGACAUGUGGGAGGAGAAGAUCACAGCUUGGUAUGCAGAGCACAGAGGCAUUGCCAGGGAUGAGGCAGAGAUGGAGUACCUAAAGAUUGCUCAAGACCUCGAGAUGUAUGGCGUGAGCUACUUUGCCAUAACUCAAAAUAAGAGGGACACAGACCUGUUGCUCGGUGUGGAUGCUCAGGGUCUUCACAUCUACAGCCCCAACAGCAAACUCAACCCCAACAAGUCUUUUCCUUGGAGCGGCAUUCGCAACAUCUCCUACAGCGAAAAGGAGUUCACAAUCAAACCUCUGGACAAGAAAAAAGAUGUUUUCAAGUUUUACUCAUCUCAACUGCGGGUCAACAAACUGAUUUUACAGUUGUGUAUAGGUAACCACGAUCUAUUCAUGAGAAGGAGGAAGGUUGACUCCAUUGAGGUGCAGCAGAUGAAGGCUCAAGCUAAAGAGGAGAAGGCCCGCAAAAAGAUGGAACGUCAAAUCCUGGCCAGAGAGAAACAGAUGAGGGAGGAGGCAGAGCGAGCAAAAGAAGAGAUGGAACGAAGGCUUUUCCAGCUCCAGGACGAGGCCCGACUGGCCAAUGAGGCGCUGCUGCGUUCUGAGGAGACCGCAGACCUACUGGCAGAAAAGGCCCAGAUUGCUGAAGAGGAGGCAAAGCUGUUGGCUCACAAAGCUGCAGAGGCUGAGCAAGAGAGGCAGAGGUUAGAGGUCACAGCCUUGAAAACUAAAGAGGAAAAAAGACUGAUGGAGCAGAAGAUGAGGGAGGCGGAGCAGCUGGCUGUCAAACUCGUAGAGCAGUCUGAGAGGAGGCUGAAGGAGGCAGAUCACCUGAAACAGGAUCUGACUGAGGCGAAGGAUGCGGAGCGCAGAGCAAAACAGAAGCUGUUGGAGAUCACCAAAACAACAUAUCCACUCAUAGCAGCCUAUUCCACUCCCCCUGCUCCUCCUGAAGCGUCCAACUUCGCCUAUGAAACAUCAUCUUCGCGUCUGGACUUUAAAGACUCUGACAUGAAAAGGUUGUCAAUGGAGAUCGAGAGAGAGAGGCUGGAGUACAUGGAGAAAAGUAAACACCUGCAGGACCAGCUGAAGGAGCUGAAGUCAGAAAUUGAGUCUCUGAAGCUGGAGGAGCAGCAGCAGCAGGCCGGCCUCUACAGCCUCCACGGUGAGGCGAGGGGAUACGCACAGGAGCCUGUGUACAUACCUCACAGCAACGUAUAGAAACUCUGCGUACAUGUCUCAGAUGGCCUUUUAUGAAGAGGUGUGAUCUACUCGCACAAGAUGAGGAAUAUCAGCAGAUAUCAGCUCUUGCGCCUCAGUUCUUCUAAAACAUCUCAAAAUAUUAAUCUUCGUCAGCAUACACUACGGCCAUGUGCCUUGGAGAGACUUCAUAUCCACUCUCACUGCCCGCAGAACCACACGUUACACAAAAGCACCUUCUGCUCUUUAUACACAGUGAACACUGCUUCGAUAUGGUGCUGAAGACGGAUCUGUGAUUGACUUUGAUUUGAUUUUCAUGAUGGUUUUUUUGUGGUUUUAAGGGAUUCUUAGCUCUGAGAUGGUCAAAUCUACCAUAUAUAAUAAUACAGUAUAAGUCUGAAUAAGUGCCUUUUGGGAUUUAACUUUUUGGUACAAAAUAAGUUUGUCAUUUCAGUCUUGAGUUCCUGCAUCAUAUGUAAUUUGGUAUAUCUUUUUUUAUCAGGACAGACAUUAUUGCACAUGAAAGCUUUUGGCAUUUCCAUUUUUAACUGGUGGUGUGUUUGUAAAAUUGGGUCUUAAAUAUCAACAUUUCACAUGAUGCAUUUCCAAGCUGUUGCUGAGUGUAGCCUUGAACACUAAAAGUAAUUGUUCAAUCCAAUGUGUGUUAAAAUAGUAAAAAAAAAAAAAAAAAAAAAAAAAAAAAAAAAAGGGUAAGCAGGCAUGUGCAGGGAUGUUGACAACAUAUUUAAUUCAGUAUUGGCUCUUUCUGUUUCAUUUGUAUGUGCGAGGUGUUACUUUUGGUUUAUGACUUGUCUGUACUGACCCACACAGGUGCCUGUAUCGUUUCUAUUGCCUCAUGAUGGUAGUUUAUAGAAAUACAGUACAAUUACAAGCUUGAGCUCUGCCAUUUUAAGGUUUUAUGUUUUGUACACUAGACUGUUAUGUGCCUUGAAUUAGACUUUUUUUUUUACUGUUAGAAUGUACUAAGUGUCGUUCUUCUCAUUGCUGACAACUUACAGAAUAACACAAAUAGCUCUUGGUGUCUGUUUUAUCUCACCAGGGUUUCUCAGGGUUUGUCAGAGACAAUCACUACGUAUCUAAAGGUGUUUUCCCCUGAGAAUUACAGUAAUGUUAAACUAACUUUAAAAUGAAUGCAUUUGUUUAAAUAGGUUAUAACAAAGAUUCCUGUCAACAGUGGAAGAUAACAUUUAUUUUAGCCACACUCCUUAUUAAAUAUAUUGCUAAAAAGGGAGAGACUGAAAGCCAAAAGUCUGACAUGCUAGAUCAGAUUAGCUUAAAUAUUAGAUUUCAAUAAAGACUUAAAUGAUCAGUUCAAUAUUGCCCUUGUGGUUUGAUUACAAAAUGAGUGAAUUUUGGAUUUAGAUAACUGUAGAGUGUCAGAUGUCAGUGAAAAGAUUAUUUUUGUUCACAACAAACUGCUUCAGUUUUCACUUUUAUUCUUAUUUAUUUAUGCCUCAUAAGAGUACGCUAUCACCUUUGACAUCCUGUUGACGUAUAUUUUUAUGGGGGGGGGUCUUUUGGGAAUUGUAAUUCAUUGUUUUGUUGUUUUUGUCUAUGUCCAUUGGAAUUUCUUGCUUGAAAUUCAUGUGCAGUGUUAAAAACAUUUCAUUUCUCACAUCAGAAAAAAAAGGAAGUGACAAAAAUGUUUAAAUUCAGGUGCACAGCAUUGUUUUGUUAUUGAUUUGUAACCUGUUUAGUAGCUUAUUACAGCGAUUGUAUUACACUAUUUCUCUGUGUUUUUGCUGUGUCUGUUUAGGAUUUUUCUGAGUAAAGACUGAAUCUUUAUUAACUGCUCUUGUGUAUCAACAAAAUGCAGCCAUAGUGUGUAAACAGCACUCGCUUCACAAGUACAGACGAUUAUAUUAUAGUCCAGAAUUCAUAAAGUCAGAGCACAUAUACUGGCAAUCAGAAAUAGCAAUAAAAGUCAGCAAUAAAAGUAGUAUUA
This is a messenger RNA of Sphaeramia orbicularis (orbiculate cardinalfish), 4034 nucleotides long. It is a transcript of the gene nf2b, whose product is annotated as NF2, moesin-ezrin-radixin like (MERLIN) tumor suppressor b. Lineage: Eukaryota; Metazoa; Chordata; Actinopteri; Kurtiformes; Apogonidae. The transcript has 17 exons. Gene Ontology annotation, molecular function: actin binding. The coding region runs from base 362 to 2089 and encodes 575 amino acids. The record is from RefSeq and is a predicted model, not a curated record. Gene Ontology annotation, cellular component: cytoskeleton.